Cryptomeria japonica (Japanese cedar) is the source of this 3667-nucleotide messenger RNA. RefSeq names its product GBF-interacting protein 1-like. The record is from RefSeq and is a predicted model, not a curated record. Bases 274 to 3078 code for a protein of 934 amino acids. Lineage: Eukaryota; Viridiplantae; Streptophyta; Pinopsida; Cupressales; Cupressaceae. The transcript has 10 exons.
AUUUUUGCCAAGUAAGCAGGUUUAGGGGUCGGAUGGAAUGAAAUACCUAAGAAAGUGAACAGGACGACUUGUCUUGCCAAGUAAGCAACCCCCAGCACAUUUAAAAUAAGAGUGAAGAGAGAGAGAGAGAGUCUGUGUAUAUAACGAAAAAAGAAAGAGAGAGAAGUGGGUCAAUGAUGUUCUGUUUCCCUCUCUAGGGUCAUCUCAUCGAGAGAGAAGAGUAACCAGAAGGGAUUAAAGGAGGAAAAUAACAGGGAAAAAUUUCUCGAAGAAAUGAAGGGAGGAGGGAUCAGGCCAGAGGUUCGAAAAAUCAUUGAAGGCAUAAAGGAAAUAGUCAAGGGGUACAGUGACGAUGAUAUUCAUGCAAUGCUUCAAGAAUGCAAAAUGGAUCCCGACGAAACAGCCCAGAAGUUACUCGCUCAAGAUCCUUUUCAUGAGGUUAGGAGGAAACGGGACAAGAAAAAAGAGUUGGUACAGAAUACAAGCAUACCAAAUUCAGCGGAUGCUAGAUCAAGAUCAGGAAAUCAGAUUCGUGGUGCACGGGGAGGCUUAUCGAUAGGUCGUGGAGCUAGCAGGGGGAGCUAUCGUCCUGUUCUGAAUGAUAGUGAAGGAGGUAAGAUUUCAAGUGCAAGGGAGAAUGGUACUUACAAUUUUAUAAACAAGACUGCCAAUCCAGCUGUUGUAUCUUAUGGAAAUCAAAAUGUGCAAGCUAAGGCAUCUGCUUCUGGAGCAAAUUCUGUGCCAAUAUCUGUCAAUGGAACCCCAACUGGCGUUGAUGGAAGUUUACUUGGCAUUAUUUCACCUUCGAUAUCAAAGGAAGAUCAGAGAGCUGCACUAGGACAUACAACUAUGGCUGAUGUUGUGAAAGUAAGUAGCAUGUCACAGUUGUCAACCCAGCCAGAAAUCAUGCAAGUGGCUCCAACCUUGCCAGUGCAAGGACUGCAAACACCCAAAUUUCAACAGCCUAUAGCUUUGACACCAAUUUCUGCUUCAGGAGUUGGCAACUCAUCGCCUGAUCCUGUUUAUGUUCCAUCUCAUGAUGUGCGGGCACCGGGUGUAGUUGGAACAAUUAAACGGACAGUUGGAACAGUCGGGGCUCAGAGAGUGGCAAAUGCCCAGCCAACAAUUUCUCCGCCUGCACAUAUCUCAGAACCAUUGCUUUCAAAUCAGUCCAGCAAUGAUGAUACAAGUAAUUCAGAUGUUAAAUCAUCAGGGAACAAUAAAUUGAAUUCAGCUGUAGUAAAUCCUUCACCAAGUGAUCAUCAUGCAAGCAAGUCCUUAACAUCAGAUGGUGAUCGCAUAUUUCAACCAAGGUCCCAGGCAGGCAGUUCUGUUGCACCUGGGGCUACUGCUAGCAAUCCAGUAAAUUUGGGGAAGCAGUACAGUAACAGGCCUCAACAACAACCUUUUGGUAGUCAGAAAGCAAUUGGACCUAACAUGGAGUGGAAGCGUAAACCACCUAACCAGAAUGUAACAUCUUCCAGUGUUGGAGUGAUUGACACUAGCACUGGAAGUACAAAUGCAUCUGAAACAAACAGAUCAUCUGUACCCUUGUCAAACUCUAUUAAUUCAGAUGAUGCAGCUGGAAAGCUGCAGGAAAAGCUCGAACGGUUGAAUGUCCGGAGCGAGCAGCACCUUAUCAUUCCAGAUCAUCUUCAGGUCCCUGAAGCUGCUUGUAUAGGGCUCAGUUUUGGAAGCUUCGGGACAUUCGUUGGGAAUUCUUUAAGCAUGGAGUUUGGCAAGGGGGGUGAUGACAAGAGUUCUUCACCCCUUUCUGAGGUAUCCCAGAAGACAGAGGAAUCAAACGAAGAACCUUCCUCAAGGACAUCAGACCAGGAAUCAGAGUCCCCAACAGAAUGCAUUGAACAAACAUCCCCCCGGACAGUGGAGAACUUGGCUUCCGGGAUUGAUGUUAGAGAUUCUAUUUCGCAAAUUACAGUUUCCCAAACUGAGCCGUCAAAGCAAGAUCCAAUUGUACAGUUGGACCCACAAUUUUCACUUGUUGAAACUACUCCAAGCUAUGCAAGUGUCGGGUUUGUACCUCAGAUUAUCAGUAGCCAAUAUCCUUCUUAUGAGCCUGCUUUGACCAGCGCGCAUGAUGCUUCUCGGCAACCAAGCCUUGUGAUGCAGCAAACCUAUGAUCCUUCAUCAAGCAUUUACAAUCCAUUUCUUAGGCCUGGUGGUGAUGGAGAUGCCCGCUUUUCUCCAUUUGCUGGAGCAACAGUUGUGAGCAAGUACAAUGGGAAUGCCGCUUUGUUAUCAGGUGCAAGUGUAUCGGCAUCACAGGAGACUGGUACUUCUGUGGUAGUAGCCUCUGCAGCUCCUACAGCUCAAGGAUCACAAAUGGCUGGAAUUGCACCCACUACCAUGUCUUUCCCUCAUCAGCAAAUGCAGUUGUUUCCUCAACCUGGUGGUGUACAUAUUUCUCCCUUCCCUCCUACAUACAUUCCCUAUCCUGCUCAGUAUUUUCCACCGAUCUACAUUUCCCCUCCAACAUUAAAUAGUUUUACCGGCAAUAUAGGAUAUCCCCAGCCAUCUUCUGGUAGCAAUUAUCCUAUGCCUUCUGUCACUUCAUUCCCUUCAGCUGCCCCUGCAGUCAAAUAUUCAUUGUCCCAGUAUAAGCCCAUGCCGUCAGGUGGAAAUUCUUCACAACCAGGUUUUCCUGUUGGGUAUGCUGGCUAUACAACAUCUCCAUCUGGAUUUUCUGCGAGUUCAGCAACAAGUGGAGGGAAUAGAGCUGGCUUUGAGGAAAAUAAGGAACAAAAUCUUUACAUUCCCAGUCAACAGGUUGAUGGCUCUGCAUUCUGGUUCCGGACCCCUCAAAACCUUCCUAACAUGCAAUCAAGUUCAUACUAUAGCCUGUCAGCACAAGGACAGAAUGUAGCAUUUGCACCUGCACAAUCUGGACAUGCAGCAUAUGCUGGAUUGUAUCAUCCCGCACAGUCAGCGGUGGCCCAAAAUUCCCCACAGUUGCUUCAGCAAUCAGAUGCAUUAGGGGGAGCUGCUGGAGGGAGUAACUCCCAGGCUGCUGGCUACCAGCAAUCUCAACCAGGUCAAUUGAACUGGAGUAAUUACUGACAUUUUGAUGUUGUUUGAUUUAUUAUUUGGCCUUUAGCAUUAUAUAGAAGUUGCAAGACUACCUGGGCAGGUGGACUUUGAAUCCCUUUAUGGGUCUGCCUCAGGGCUCCAGAUGAGUGUACAUAAGCAUAACAAAACUUUUUGAUUAAGAAUCUGAAGAGGGUGUCGAUUCACUUGAUGAAUUGGAUGGUAUGUGUCAGUCUCUGAACUUUUGGUGGGGGUCUUUUUAUGGCUGUUAUCAGUCCCAGCCUUAAUGUUCUUAUUGCAAUGGCUGUUUCAUAACCUUUCUUCAGAUGAAGUACACUUGCAGCUUUUUAUUAGAGUUACUGAAUGUGCCAUGCUUUAUAUCCAAAGCAUGGAUGCAAGGGUUUGAUUUGGUCAACAAUUUUUACAAAUGUAGAGUGAAUUUUGGCAAGAUGCAAUCUGAAGCGCGCUAGAAACCUUGUGUAACUGGAAGAGAGUAAUCAAUUCAAAUCAUGGAAUCAGUACUAAGAAGUGUUCGAUUUGCUGUGAAUACCCAUGACUGACCAUAUCUAAGUAUAAUGAUAAUUUAGAUGCACGCCCUCGACUGCGUUACUGUUUAUUAUAA